AUGUCAUCCACACCUUGCCCCCUGUGCCCAAGGUAUUACCGUCGCGCGGGACAUCUUGCAAGACAUAUUUACCGGCAUCAUGGCGGUGACGAUGCGCCUGAGGACGAGCGUUUAGAAGACGAAACUACGCUGCCAGACGCCGGGCCUGGUACGCUUACUCUGGUAAUUGAUGGCUCGGACGAUUCUACAGACUCAGAAGCCGACUCUGAGGCGGAAUCCGACUUUGACCCUGACUCCGACGACGAUGGCCCUGCGGCGAUCGCCCCCCCGAUCUCAGAGCAAGCUGACGAUAAUCAAAGGGCCACAGCAUACCUACCCAACAGUGGACAAAGACUAGGUCGGGUCCAGGGCUAUCGGGACUAUAUGGAAGAGAAUUGGAAGCCCUGGGCACCAUUCAAAGACGCGGCGGAAUGGAGAUUGGCUCGUUUCUUUAUCGAGCACAAGCUGACCUCUACAUCAAUUGACGCCUACUUCAAUGAGGGGUUGCACAAGACGACAAAGAACGAGCGUUCCUUUCAGUCCGCUUAUACUUUCCAGAACCAGCUCGACAAAAUGACGGGCUCCCCACCUAACUUUCAAUACGGGACCGUCGGGGACGGCUUUGGAAGAACGACCGACUUAUAUUACAGGAAUCCGGUCGAAUGCGCGAGGUAUCUCUUGGGUCAACGUUGCUACAAGUCGAGCAUGGUUUAUCGGCCGGAGAGGGUUUACGACGCGGACGGAUAUCAACUCUAUUCCGAGAUGCAUACAGCGGACUGGUGGUGGAAUAUGCAGGAAAGACUUCCUACCGGGGCCACGAUUGUCCCGAUUAUCUGCAGCUCCGACGUCACGCAUCUGACAAACUUCUCCGGAGACAAGAAGACCUGGCCGAUAUAUAUGACGAUAGGCAAUAUACCGGGAAAAGUACGAUCCAAGCCGUCGACCAAGGCGCAUUUGCUACUCGCACUAUUGCCAAUACCUCCUAAGAUAAUUGGCGACGCGACGUCAAAGGGGAGACUCCGGUCCUGGGCGGCGGAGACGCUGAGGAGAGUCAUGUCAGUUAUACUGGAGCCUCUGCUGCACUUUGACCAAAGGCUCGGCGUCUUAAUGGGCUGCUCAGACGGGUACGAGAGACGUUGUUGGCCGAUUCUGACGGCAUGGCUUUCGGACCACAUGGAGAGCUGCAAUAUUCUGAAUACCAAGUUCAACUUGUGCCCCAAGUGCGAGAUACCCGUCAAUAGACUGGGCGAAUACGAAGCCGAACCGCUCAAGACCUACCCUCGUGAUCAGGACGAAUACAAGAGAAUGUAUCGUCAGUACAGGGCGCUGAAGGUACUGGAGAAUCCGACGAGAGACGAAAGGCGGGAGCUGAAGACGCUGACUAAGUGGUUCGAUUCUCGUGGUUUACGACCUCUGUACAACCCUUUCUGGAAUCUCCCCUUCGUACAAGCCUACGACCUCCAUAAGCAAGACAUGCUCCACGUGGUAUACUUGGGAAUCCUGAAACAUCUUAUGGAGUGGCUGGAAGACUUCCUGAAGGAACAUGGUCGUUUGGAUGAAUUCAACGCCAUAUGGACGCGCAUGCCACCUUACCCUGGAUUUACCCCACCGACGAAGCCUUAUCAAGCGGUCAGUCAAUGGCAAGGGAAGGAGAUGCGUAAUUUUCAGAAAAUAAUCUUACCAGCCCUGGCGUCUGCCCUCAGGAAUCCGUCAUCUGCCCAGGCAGAGCCAUUCAAGAAAGCCUUUCAAUGCGUCCGGGCAUUGGUCGACUGGGCACUAGUCGCCCAGCAUCGUUCUCAUAACGAGCUGACGAUAGACAUGUUGGAUAAUUACCUAAAGGCUUUCCAUAGGACGAAGGAUAUCUUCAGGAAAUAUCGCGCGACUAGAGAGACUGACAGACUUGUGGCGGAACGACGGAGGGAAUUGCGCGGGGAAUACGACGUCGAGUUAGCAGGCCUAAACGACUCUUUAGGCCAAAGACGAAGGGUUAUCGCAGACCAAAGGCUAAAUCUCCAGGCGGAAACCGACGAGAUCUUGCGAGCAGAAUCCCACUUCAACUUCCCCAAAAUACACCUCAUGGGCCAUUUCGCAGAGCACAUUCGUCAAUACGGCAAUAUUCCGGACUAUUCGACGGAGUCUUGCGAGUCAGCCCACAGGGAUCAGAUCAAAAUACCGUAUCGUCGGAGCAAUCGCGUCGAUCCCGCAAUGCAGAUACUUCGGACGUUUAACCGUGAUUAUACGUUUUCCAUUUGCGAAUUAAAUCUUCUACAAAUUGCCCGGGACGGUUUUUCGACCACUGAGCUUGUCGGCAAUCUCGACGUCUUAGAGCCACGUCUGAGGAGGAGGAUGCAAGCUGCAAGACGGGAUCUUAGAGACCCUCAGGACGACCCGGCGUUUCAAGCGCAGGAUAUCGCGCCAUUGGUCUAUUUACCAAGCGACACCAGGGUGGAGAAGAGGUGGGUCAAAUGCCCGGUCAAAUUAACAAAUGUCGGUAGUGUAGAUAUCGCAGGUGCUACAAAGAGACUGGGGUAUUACAUCCGGCGGUAUUUCAGGAGGGAGCUAUGUCUUGGAUACGAAGAUAUGCCCGAAGACAUCGAUAGCUGGCGGGUAAACACAUUCAAACAGCUCAACGUACCCGUCCUUUUGCACGGCGAGGGCGACGAGAGGACAAUUCACACACUUCGUACGACGGGAACGUCAGGUUAUAGACGGGGAAACGCGCGCAACGACUGGGUCUGGUUUCGUCAAAAGCUGGCUGACCUGGACGCUUUGCAGGGUUUAUGCCCAGCAAGGCUGCUUGCGGUCUUUAAGCUCAGGGACCCAAGACGAAGGGGGGCCAGACUUCUGGCUGCGAUACAACCAUUGAAGCCGGACUUCAAUGGAAACCCCAAUGUCGACCACGGGCUAAUAAGGGUAUCACGCUGCUCAAGCUCUCCUGACGAUAUAUGGGUAGUAAACAUAAAAAGCAUUUUGGACGCCGCUCAUUUGGUGCCUGAGACGACGUCAUCUACGAACAAUAGAUGGUUUAUCAAUAGUACGAUCGAUCUAUCGACAUACUGA
Molecule: messenger RNA, 3039 nt
Organism: Morchella sextelata
Lineage: Eukaryota; Fungi; Ascomycota; Pezizomycetes; Pezizales; Morchellaceae
Exons: 1
Coding region: 1-3039 (1012 amino acids)
Source: RefSeq, a predicted model, not a curated record